This is a messenger RNA of Lathyrus oleraceus (garden pea), 1227 nucleotides long. RefSeq lists its product as uncharacterized. Lineage: Eukaryota; Viridiplantae; Streptophyta; Magnoliopsida; Fabales; Fabaceae. Gene Ontology annotation, biological process: DNA integration. The coding region runs from base 1 to 1227 and encodes 408 amino acids. The record is from RefSeq and is a predicted model, not a curated record. Gene Ontology annotation, molecular function: nucleic acid binding. The transcript is spliced from 4 exons.
AUGGCUUCCGCAAGCGCAAAACCGAUUUUUAAAGAUGGAGAAGCACAAGGAGAUGGUAUCUGGGAAACCGUUAAAAAUGGUCUGCAUAAUCCAACAAGUGUGAUCAAUGGUGUUGGCACCCCAAAGAUCAAAAGUUCGUAUGAUGAAGAUGAUAAGAAGAAAAUACGUAAUGAGAAGAAGGCCAUCAACAUUCUUCAAAGUGCAUUAAGUAUCAAUGAGUUCUUCCGCAUAUCUCAAUGGAAAUCUGCGAAAGAAAUAUGGGAUACCUUGGUGGAGACUCACGAAGGAACCACUAAAGUCAAAAGAUCCAUAUUAAAUACAUUGAGUCAAGAAUACGAAAUGUUCAGAAUGCAGCCCGGAGAAUCCAUCGUUGCCUUACAGAAAAGAUUUGUUCACUUAACGAAUCACUUAAUCGCUCUUGGAAAGACCUUCACAAAUGAUGAUCUCAACCUUAAAAUGCUUAGAUCCUUGACUAGAGAAUGGCAACCAAAAGUAGCGGCCAUAUCGGAGAAGAAAAGUCUUUCCACUAUGACGUCCGCAUCAUUAUUUGGAAAACUUCAAGAACAUGAACUUGAACUUGGAAGACUCAAAAAGCAUGAAAACCAAGAGAAGAAAUCCAAAGGAAUUGCUUUAAAAGUAGAUUCAAAGGAAGAUAGAAAUGAUGGCGUAUCGGAGGAAGAUGCAAAUUUCAUGCUCCUUCAAGGUCACAUAAAGUCGGAUUGUCCGAAACUCUCAAAGAAAGGUGGCUUUAAAGGCAAGAAGGAUUUCAAGAAUAAAAAGGCAUAUGUUGCAUGGGAAGAUAAUGAGAUAAGUUCUUCAUCCAAAUCAGAAAGCGAUGAAUGUGCAAAUCUAACAUUAAUGGCCUCACACCAUUCCGACGAUGAAGAAGAUGAGGUUAGUAAUGAGUUUUCUCUUUUUGAUAGUGAUGCACAAGGUGCUACAAAUGAACUUCUUGAAGAAUGCAAAAUUCUAUAUACUUGGACUUUCUUCUUAGUGCAGAAAAAUGAUGCAUUUAAGGCAUUCAAGAAAUAUGCGAAGCAAGUCCAAAAUGAGAAAUCGCUAACUAUUGCCUCCAUAAGAAGCGACCAUGGUGGAGAAUUCCAAAAUGCCUCCUUCAAAGAGUUUUGCGAAGAACAUGGAAUCUUUCAUAAUUUCUCGGCACCAAGAACUCCUCAACAAAAUGGAGCGGUGGAGAGAAAAAAUAGGUCACUUGUGGAACUUGCAUGA